UGAAAAAGAUAUUGGAUAUUGGAUUAGAUUAUUCUGGCGUCCGGAUUUCCUAGCGUAAAACAAUAUAUAAAGACCAGAACGUUCUCUUCAAGGGAGUUACAUCAGACAUCCUGCCAAACUUUUAAGACGACCUACUUUUCAACAAGGCCCAAAACAGUCUAUCUAAGUGGCAUACAUUUUCCAUACAAUAGAACCUUUUGGAAGUCAAAUUGGAUAUUGUUAAAGAUAGAAUGACCGCUCGAAAAUAACGCUACAAAAUAUGCUCAGUCAAGGUUACCAGAUUUUAGCUGAAUUGACCAUUCUGAAGUUAAAAAACCUUUCUGGAGUUAUUGUUAGUCCCUGUGAAACUGAUCCGCUCAAAUGGCUUGGGAUUAUUUCUGUUCGAAGUGGUUACUAUUUUGGAGGAGUUUUCGACUUCGUCUUAUUGCUACCAGACGACUUUCCAUCGACGAAAGUGCCGAAGAUCUAUUUAUCUAAAGAAUUUUAUCAUCCUCACGUAGACUGGAUUACCGGAGAAGUAAACACGUACAUGGAAUUUCCUGUAUGGAAUCCAGACAAGCACCAUAUCUGGCAUAUUCUUCAUCAUUUUAAACGAAUGUUAACUAGCCCAACAAGUAUCAUGGUUUCAGCACUUGCUGAACAAACUGCUUGUUUUAAAAACAUGAGAGAUAUUAAGUAUGCUAAUCCAGAAGCAGCUAAUGCAUUGAUUCAUCAUCCAGAAGAAUUCGAUAACCAAGCUAAAGCUUGCGUUUCUAAACUCUCUGUGUGGAUGCAAUCUUCACAGGAUAUCCCUUCAUUGAAUCUUUCUGGAUGGACAAGUGACAGUUUAUUGAAUGAUGCACGAAAUUUACUACAGAAUUACAAAGAUUCCAAGGAUAAUGAUGAUGAUGAUGAAGAGAAAAUUGUCAGUCAAGGCUUUUCAUGGAUUGAUCCAAAAAAUAUGUCGAUAUUUUCUAAUGAUACAUGUGUCAAAUCAAAUUCUCCCUGUACUUUUAAAUAGCUAAUCAAUGCUUUUUUUUAACAUUACACACAAAUUUACUUCUUAUUUUUAUUUUUUGUACAUAAUAACCGAUACAGACUGAGAAUUAUUAUUAGAUCGGUUUUUCUUUGUACCAACCAACAUCAAACAUUGGUAUGCUAAUCUGUCCUAUAUUUUUUUUAUGUUUAUUGUAUUACAUUACUCAUUAUUUGAAUUAUUAAUAUGUUGAUUUUUUUUAAUUUUGCAUUUUAUUUUAUUUUAUUGUCAUUUAAGAGGUUGACUUUAAAUCUUAAAGUUAUGAAUUCAAGGCGUUGUCCUUUAAUAUCAUGCACUUCUAUAGACUGUUAGUUAAAUAAAGUAUCUUCUAUUUCA
Messenger RNA from Schistosoma turkestanicum, 1351 nucleotides. The record is from the annotation of a GenBank genome assembly. Lineage: Eukaryota; Metazoa; Platyhelminthes; Trematoda; Strigeidida; Schistosomatidae.